UACUUCACAGACCCAGUGACGCCCAUUCAGUUUCAUUUCCCAAGAAAUAACAGCUGAUCCUCACCCUUCUGUUUAAGACACAGUUCAGUUUUAAGCUCUUCAUCCUGAGUGGAAUAAUGAGUCUGUUGACAGUCUUAGCGAUCGCAGCAGGGGCAGUUGCAGGAGUGGUCUCUCCUCCUAUUGUCCUGGGGGCUAUAGGUUUCACCUCAGCUGGAAUAGCAGCUGGUUCCUACGCUGCAAGCUGGAUGUCUGCAGCUGCUAUAGCCAAUGGAGGAGGAGUGGCAGCAGGAAGUGUGUUUUCUCUUUUACAGUCAGCAGGUAUGGCAGGUCUGUCUGGGAUCGCCUCCGCAGCGCUGGGCUUUGUUGGAGGGGCUGUUGGAGGAAUUGUUGUGUAUUUGGCUACUUUCAUUUGAGACCAAGAAAUCAAGAUAUUUAGAAAGAAAAUGAUAAUAAUAAUAAUAAAUGAUUUAUUUACUGCUGCCAAUUGGAAACAGUUGCAAUAGUAUCAGCUUCAUGCUUCAGUAAAGCUUGGCUGAAAUCUGAGUGAUGGUAAUUCUGUGGUGUUUUAUUACAAAACACAUGAACACGGUCAAAUUGUGCAACUGUGAAAAAGGCCCUAAAAAAAUAAUGAAAAGCAUUUUAAAGUUGUGUUCUGGUUAUUUUUUAUUACUGUGUUUAUAUUUUAUUAUUAUAUUUAUCUAUCUGUUAUCAGAAAAAACUAAGACAUGGAUCAUUAUUAUUAUCCAACUGAGUCCCAAAGCUGACAUACUUGCUUUCUAUAACUGGCAGAAAUAAAGCGAUCACCAAAGCUUGAAGUGAAGUCGGACACACUGAGUGUCGCACAUGAUACAAAUUCUACCUGUAAGCAUAAAUUAUUUGGAUUUUA
Oreochromis aureus is the source of this 886-nucleotide messenger RNA. Its product is annotated as interferon alpha-inducible protein 27-like protein 2A. The record is from RefSeq and is a predicted model, not a curated record. Gene Ontology annotation, biological process: apoptotic signaling pathway. Bases 117 to 413 code for a protein of 98 amino acids. Gene Ontology annotation, cellular component: mitochondrion; membrane. The transcript has 4 exons. Lineage: Eukaryota; Metazoa; Chordata; Actinopteri; Cichliformes; Cichlidae.